AUAACCCUAGGAUCUACACGUACACCAUGUGUACAUAGUACUUUGGACUGCGUGUGUGUGUGUCAGACUCCUAGGAUAUGUGCAUAGAGUAAAUGCACAGAUCUGUGAUUUGAACACUGAAAGAGCUACCUGUAUGUAGUAGGUGAGUUCAAUUCAGUUCAGUGCCAGAUAUCAACAGGUAUCGUGCAUGUAAUGCCGUGCUAGAGUCCUUGUGCCUGAUGCAAUGGCUACUGUACCUGCAAAUGGGACCAUCAGUGGGGCGGUCAAUGGAACCGCCAAGGCAGUGGUCAACGGCAACGGCGACGGGAGCCGUUGGUUUGGACACCAGUCUUUACAGGAGAAUGACCCCGAGAUGUACGCCAUCAUCUUGAAGGAGAAGGAACGUCAAAAGAAAGGCCUAGAGCUGAUUGCAUCGGAGAACUUCCCGAACAGAGCCGUCCUCGAGGCCCUCGGAUCUUGCCUUCAAAAUAAAUACUGCGAGGGUUACCCCGGAAACAGAUACUAUGGCGGUACCCAAUUCUUUGAUCAAAUGGAGCGUCUGACCCAGAAGAGAGCUUUAGCUGCCUUUGGGCUAAAGGAUGAGGAAUGGGGGGUCAAUGUCCAGCCAUACUCCGGCUCUCCAGCAAACUUUGCUGUCUACACAGGGGUCAUCGGUCCUCACGGGCGCAUCAUGGGUCUUGAUCUUCCGGACGGCGGCCACCUUACCCACGGAUUUAUGACGCCCAAGAAGAAGAUUUCUGCGACUUCGGUGUUCUUUGAAUCCAUGCCGUACCGGGUGAACCAGGAGACUGGACUCAUUGACUAUGAUGCCCUUGCCGUGAAUGCUCGAUUGUUCCGUCCUCAAAUGAUCAUUGCUGGUAUGAGCUGUUAUCCUAGGAAUCUUGAUUACAAGAGAUUCAGGGAGAUUGCCACAGAGAACGAUGCUUACCUUAUGGCUGAUAUGGCUCAUGUCAGCGGUUUGGUCGCUGCAGGAGUCGUAGCCAACCCCUUCGAGUACUGCGACAUCGUUACAAGCACGACACACAAGACUCUCAGAGGACCUCGAUCGGGGAUCAUCUUCUAUCGCAAAGGUGUGCGUAAGGUUCUGAAGAAUGGCACAGAGGUGAUGUAUGACCUUGAGAAACCAAUCAAUGAAGCCGUCUUCCCUGGUCUUCAAGGCGGACCACACAUGCAUGCCGUCGGAGGCGUUGGUGUUGCACUAUUGCAGGCUUCACAACCAGAGUUUAAGCAGUAUGCCCGUGAGGUUGUGGCCAAUGCACAAGCCAUGGCUGCAGAGUUGAUUAAGAGAGGUUACACUAUUUGUACAGGCGGAACUGACACGCAUCUUUUACUCCUUGACCUACGACCCCUUGGACUGGACGGAGCUCGUGGCGAGUUCGUCCUCGAGCGCGUCGGAAUCGUUCUGAAUAAGAACACGUGUCCGGGAGACAAGAGCGCCCUCAAGCCCGGCGGUCUGAGGAUCGGCACCCCGGCCCUCACUUCCAGGAACUUCAAGGUUGAUGACUUCAUGAAGGUGGUGGAUUUCAUGGACAGGGGUUUAAAAUUAACUGCGGAGGCAAAUAAGAACUGUUCCGGACCUUUGCUGCGAGAUUUCAAGACAUAUGUCACAACCGAUUCAGACUUCCAAUCCAAACUCGCCGCCCUGGAAACGGAGGUCGAGUCUUUCGCUGACAGCUUCCCAUUACCGGGUCAUGAAGUGUUGUAAAGCAUUCAUCAAGCUCUCAUCGACGAAGUUCUUUGGACCAAUCAACCAUGAGUGCUUUACAGCGCAGUCUUUGAUGGGCAGUUGUUUGCUUAUUUGUAAGACUGAAGGACUCCUUGAACUAGUGUUCACUUUGAAAUUGCGUUUCAUCAAUAGUUAACAUAUUAGAAGCAUGCCAUGGUGUAUUAUGUUGGGACAUUGUUUUAUAGUAUUAUUAUUCUGAAAUUUGUCUUCCCCACCAGUGACAAUUGAUAAAGUGAUUUAAGCCUAGAAAGUGCAACAAUAUCAUUACGUUCUUCUGUUUGGUGAAUGUUGUAAUCUGAAAUAUGACUUGUGCCAUGUAAUCUAGCUAUUUCAAUGCAAUUCCCUCCAUUGUCACUGCCUGCUUUGUUUAGUCACAUAAUACAUAUCUCAAAGGUUCAUGUGUAUUUGCGACUAAAUUACAUCAAUAAGCGGUUUAUGACUUUUUGAUUUUGACUGACAAGGUCUCGGCUCUUUGCAAGGAUUUCAGUACCCUAUUACUAGAGAUAUUAGUGACAGAGCUGCGAACUAGUACUGAUUUUCAGUAUUUAGAGUAGUACUAAAAAAUGAGAUGAAAACUGAUGAUUUUAAGUUUCAGUUAUAUAUGUUGUCUUAUGUACUUCUUUGAAAAUACUGAUUUCCUAACCAAAAACUGAUUUUCAGCUGGGGGGGGGGGUGGAUGUGCAAAAUGGUAGCUUUAAUAGUCUAUGGAUAUUUACUAUCCACAAGAGGAGCAAAUGAGGCUGUCAUUUUUUUUUAGAGUAACUUUACAUGACGAUGUAUAGAAAAGAGUCAUGAAAAUGGCAUUUAAGCUUUCUUGACACAAAAUCUGAAGAUGAGCAGGUAUUCAUUGUACUUGAUGAGAUACAAUUCAGGAUAUUUGACACAAGAUAGUAUUUAAAUCGUUAAUUGAUACUAUUGGAAAGAAGUAUUGUGGUUUAUGCCGGCUUACAUCUCGUUUAGCCGUAUGUCAAAUAUGCUGAGAUGGCCAGAAUCGAUCAACUUUGAGGUGUGAAUUACACAUAGUCUAUGUAUACCUUGUGUAAGAAACGGACUCUUUUGGGGAAAAGUUUAAGUUAUAUUUUUGUUUUGUUGUGAUGUUGCAAUCAUGUGGAAAUCAUCAUUAAUACUUACUUGUUAAUAUGUUGUAAGGCUUAACAAUUGCCUUUUUUUUCUUUUAAUUUAUGUCUUGAAUAUGUUAAUAGGCAACCUGGACUUGUGUUACUGAUAUUUUAUUUGUUUCAGUUUACUUUCUUAUUCAUUAAUCCGAUAUUAAUUUUUGAUUUUACAAUAAACUUGAUACCUCAGUCCCAUUUGCUCUAAGGCAGCUGUACGAUGACUAAAAAAACAGCCAUUUAAAUUUUUUUUUGUACUAGCUACAGAUAGGUGGUUUGAAUGAAAAUGAAAAAAAAGGCUGCCGUAGAGCAAAUGUGACUGAGGUAGAAGAAAGUGGGUUCCAAUGCAAUGGAUAUCACAUAUUCAUGCACCAAAAGUCUCCCAUGUGUAUAUUGUGAAUACAUGUAGAUAUGUGAUUCAAAUUAAACUUGCAAGAAUUUGCAAGAUUCAUUCCAACUCUCUAUAUUGACAUUUACUUAAUUCUAUAUUGCAGUAUUGUCUCCAUUUAGACAUGUAAAAUAUUGACUUGUUAACCCUUUCCAUGCGAAAUGCACACUCGGUGUCACGCAAACUUCGGAUUUUACGCUCAAACAAUGCAUUGUUUCCCUCCCUGAAAAUAAUCCAGCACAGAGGGGUUCAGCGCGCAAAGAGUUAAAGACAUCAUUGAACAUGGACUAUUCUACUACAUGUACUGUAUUGUAUGUGUAACAUUAAAACAUGUAUAGUUUACAAAAUUGAUACAGUCUUCUCUUUCAGAGUCAAUGGCCGUAUUCUGAAGUCAGGUUUAACUUAGACCAUGGUCUAACUCUGCUAAACUUAUGGGAAGCCCAAAGUGUCAAAAUUUGUAUUAAGUUGUAUGUUUCUUAACGUUUAUGGUGCUCUUUCCUGAUUCAUCGAUGGUGAAGACAAUCAAUAUACUUCCUAGACAAUUAUAAAUGAUUUGAGAGCCAAAUGAGCUGAAAUAUUAUAUCUCUUCUGUUAGUGAUUUAUGUAACAAUUGGCUAUCCAUACUUAAACCACAACUUUAAACCUGAGUUUAAGUUGAACCCAACUUCAGAAUAUGGGCCAUAAUCAUCUUCUUAUGUACAAUUCUGCAGGGGAGCAUUUCAUGAAACAAAUAGUUAUUUUCCCUUACUAAUUAGCUCUCAGCCAAUCAGAUACAAGGAUUUCAGUAGCUUAUAACAAUAUAGACAAUUGUUAACUGAAAUGACAGAUUUGUUUUUCUUCUGCAUUCAUGUAACCUCUACAUAUGUAUGUAUUAGCUUUUGUCAAUUUUGUGUGCUCAUUAUUUCUUUGAUCUUGUUACAAACCAAAGUUCUUAAUGUCAUUCCAUAAUUUGCUUUUUUGAUUUAAAUUAUUCAUUAAAUGCAAGACAAAUAUGUUUUGAGCUCAUGAUAUCCUUAGAGUUUGUCGUCAGUUCGUAAAACGCUUGAUAUUGAAUAAUAAUAUGAAACAUUUUAUUAGUACUUAAUGUUUCAAAGUGCUGUAUAUUAUUACCCAAGCUUUAGCACGGCUUUGCUGAUCAGAAGCAUUCAAGGAAUUCCUAGUACGACUAGGUUUUCAAUCCCACAGUAAAGAGGAAGACAAGUCUAGGGCCUAGGCUUUAUAUCGUAUACUUUUACUGUUCAAUGUAAUGUUACUUACUUUGCCAAAAUUUCCACAAAAUUGUUGGAUUCUGUUGUUUUAUUAUAUAAUAAAAUCAGAGUUGAGAGAUUGAAAUAAUACGGUUUGCAAUUGGAAUGUGUAAUUAUGUCAGACUAGCUGAUUUGUUGGACUAUCAGCUGAUAAAGAUGUAAUUAUUUUUCUUAAAGAUUAAAAUUUCUUCAUGUA
Messenger RNA from Lytechinus pictus (painted urchin), 4669 nucleotides. Its product is annotated as serine hydroxymethyltransferase-like. Gene Ontology annotation, biological process: tetrahydrofolate interconversion; purine nucleobase biosynthetic process; protein homotetramerization. Gene Ontology annotation, molecular function: zinc ion binding; glycine hydroxymethyltransferase activity; pyridoxal phosphate binding. The coding region runs from base 224 to 1705 and encodes 493 amino acids. Lineage: Eukaryota; Metazoa; Echinodermata; Echinoidea; Temnopleuroida; Toxopneustidae. The transcript has 8 exons. The record is from RefSeq and is a predicted model, not a curated record. Gene Ontology annotation, cellular component: cytoplasm; cytosol; nucleus.